Physcomitrium patens is the source of this 2179-nucleotide messenger RNA. RefSeq names its product MND1-interacting protein 1. The record is from RefSeq and is a predicted model, not a curated record. Lineage: Eukaryota; Viridiplantae; Streptophyta; Bryopsida; Funariales; Funariaceae.
CUAGGCCAGGCUUGGAUCCAUUCCUUCGAGGCUGCUCUGUAUCAUUCUCUCCUCCUCCACCUCCUCGGAGAGGCUCUGUGUGUUCGUGUGUGUGGGGAGCCUGCAACUGGGCUCCGUCUCUUUCUUCCUUUCCUUCCUUUCGUUCCUGCUUGCUUGCUCGCUCUCUGCCUCCCCCUGCCUCUCCCUCUCUCCAUUGUCCCUUGCAAUUCUCAUCUCUCUUGCUCCUCUCUAGUCCUCUUCUCCUUAACUCCCCUCGUCGACUCCAUCCCCACUUGCCCCCCACUUCUCCAGUGCUGCUUUCACCGUGCCUUUCUCGCGAUCUCAGAUUUGCUUUUGGUUGACCACACGGCCUCCAUGAUUCUUUAGUGACCGUCUAGUUGGAAUUACAUUGACUGUACCAUUCAAGUGAAUACGCACGUACACACACACACACACACACACACAGGUAUAUAUAUAUUUAUAUAUAUAUAUAUAUAUAUAUAUAACGAAGAGUGAAGCAUUGAGCAAGAACUUCGCCAGAAGAGGUCAUGGAGGGUGCUGUAGAAUUAGGGACUCAGUCGGAGAGAUGUGCUCGAGGGGAUAGUGAGCCGGAGCCAGUGUUGGAAGUUGACUUAUCUUCGCGAGUUAAUUCUAGCGAGGUCAUAGUGGAGAAUUCUGAUGAUGCUACAGUGCCCAAAUUUAGUGAUCAUCAAUCAGGGAUAUCAAGCUGUCCAACAUCCACGCGCUCUCCAAUUGAGACGGACCUCUCGCUUGGUAUUGUGGGGCAGUUAGAGAGAUCGCAUGAUGCCUGUGAUGGGCAACAAGACUCGAGGAAAAGUCCCGAUGAAGAUGCUAGCGAUUCAGAAAACUGUACACAAGCUGGCAGGAAUGGUAUAGAAGUUAGGGAUACUCUGUUGAGUUUGCAGAUUCGAGUGAGAGAUCUUGAAAUACAGUUAAAAGAUCGCAUUGAUUGGGCACAGCAGAAAGUGAUGCAAGCUGCUCAAGCAGUGAGCAAGGAACGACAAGAAUUGAAUGCUGUUCGUGCAGAGCGUGAUGAAGCGUUGCGGUUCAAGAAGGAGCAGAAAGCUGUAGAAGAAAGUGCACUUAGGAAGAAAGCUGAAUUGGAGACGGCCCUCAGGAAAGCUAGUGCAGAAGUGCGCAGAUUAGAAACUGAAAAUGCAGAGGUUAGAGCUGAAAUGGAAGCAGCCAAGCUCAGUGCUGCUGAGUCUGUUGCCAUAUAUCAGGAAGUUGCCAAGAGGGAAAAGAAAGGUGCCAAGAGGGCGCAAGGUUGGGAGAAGCAGAAAGCUAAACUGCAGGAGGAACUCUCGGAGGAAAAAAGGAAGUUGGCUCAGUUGCAGCAGGCACUUGCUCAAGCCAAUGAGCGACACCUGCAGGCUGAGGUAAGGUGGAGGCAAGAAGAGAAAGCAAAAGAAGAAGCUAUCGCUCGUGCAGACAAGGAGAAGAGGGCGAAAGAGCAGGCAGAAGCUGCAUUUAAGAGACGGGAAGAAGUUACACGAAGGAAAGUAGAACAAGAUAAGCAGCGGCUUCGUGACGAUGUUGAACGGUUAACCCAGGAAUUGUCCACUUUAAGAGCGACAGGGUCUCACAAUUUCGUCAGUGCAAGUUGGAAUUCCCCUGCUGCAACAGUAGGAAUGAUGGGCGGACGGAUCGGGCAGAAGGAGAUUGAGAGACUUGUUCGAGAAGUAGCGGAUCUUGAGCAGGACUUACUUCAGAGGGAUGUGCGGAGGGAUCGCGAGUGUGUGAUGUGCAUGUGCGAGGAAAUGUCAGUAGUUUUCAUGCCGUGUGCCCACCAGGUGGUAUGCAUCAAAUGCAACGAGCUUCAUGAAAAACAGGGCAUGCGGGAUUGUCCUUCUUGUCGAACGCCUAUUCAACAACGCAUUCGUGUCUACGGUGCUAGCUCCUAGCCUAUAUCGACUAAGGAAAUCCCUAUCGAUGAAACAAAUCAGUUCUGGGUCUUGCCAGACACGUCUCGUUUGGUGGGGAGAUUUUGUCCAGGAAUAUUGUAUGUCUUACGGAGCAAGCUUGUUGCCCUUUGGUUGCAAAAAGAAAAGCUAGUAACUAGCAGAACUGGCAAGGACCUUGCGCAGCUUACUGUGAUCAUAAGAUUUUGUACUUGGGUUGUAUGUUGGCCACCAAACAUAAUGGAUUGUAAAAGUAUGUGAGUUCCUAUCUUGGCCAA